UUUUUCUCCUCUUUUAUUGGAUCUUUGAAAGCAGUCGCUGACUCGUAUGCUAGCCGCAACUUGUCAGUACUAGGACGUGCUACUGUAGCCAAUAUGCUCAUUCUCUCAAAAUGCUGGUAUUUGCUAGGAGUAACACCUGUUACAAAAGCUAUUCUACAAUCCAUCAAAACUGUAAUCACCUCCUUUGUUACUCAUGGCAUUUUUCCUGGCUUAAGUUGGAAACUGAUGAUUACCCCUAGAUCCAUGGCUACCAACACUGCCACAAUGAUUUGUUGUACUAUGGACCUUAUUCCGCGCAAUGGUUACACGUACAUGCCUAGCUCGAUUGAUUGUCUUUUGCUAGCUCUCUCUGUAGUCAUCUCCCCUUCCACAUCUUAUACUUUGUCUCCGAAACUACGGUCUCUACUUGUUUCUGCCUUAUACGCCUACCGUCCCCAAGAACAUUUCCUCCGCCCUAUUGUAGAGGCUAAUCUUUCUCGAGAUCUUUUCUUUGUUAACCGAAAGUUCCUUUGA
Gilbertella persicaria is the source of this 513-nucleotide messenger RNA. RefSeq lists its product as uncharacterized. The record is from RefSeq and is a predicted model, not a curated record. Lineage: Eukaryota; Fungi; Mucoromycota; Mucoromycetes; Mucorales; Choanephoraceae. The annotation marks the transcript as partial. The transcript has a single exon.